UAGAAGUGGAAGUUGUGGGACACAGCUCUGAGUGUCUCUGCUGCUGCUCCUCCUCUGCAGGAGACACCGCCGGACACACUCAAGGGAGCUACUGCCAGCAUGAAGUUUUUAAUUUUAUCUACUCUCAUCUUUUGUCUUUUUCUUCUGCUGCAGGAAAAAGUACAUGGAGAGAAAAAUGUAUUAAAUGAUGGGCAAGAGAGAUCAGUUGUAGAUCUGCAUAAGACGAACAGAGGCGCUGACCCUGACAACAAUGAUGGAAAACUUGACAGGAUCAACAGGAUAAAAGGUGAUGGAAGACGCCACUACAGUAUCAGUGAUGUUAUUGCUGGUGACGACAGAGAUGUUGAAGCAGGAGGAGAAAUAAGACACCAGGGCAAGAAUUUUGAAAAGCGUCGUCGCAAUAAGAGCCAGCAGGAAGCUGGUCGCGUCAAGGCUGCGGGAAAGAGUCGUGUUCAGGAAGACAGGAACAGCAAUAGUGCUGUGAAUGGAGAGAAACAUCGCUGGACAAAGAACAGGAAAGAUCCCAGCGUUAAGAACAGAAGGAAGCAACCCGUUAACAGAAAAGCUGUCUCUGUAAGAGGAAAGAAAGAAAAAGGGCGUGCUAAGAAAUGGGGUAAACGUCGUGGCGAAAAGGUAAAAAAAAUCAUGCCAUCAAAAAUGUGGAAAGACGCCGAGUCAAGAAGAAAAGUAAACUCCAAGACAGUAAACAUGAAGGAAAAAAGAAAAAGCAGAAGGAUCAUAGCUCCAAGAAAGUGGGAAUAGGCAGUAACACCAAGAAUGGCUCCAAGGUAAAUAAGGUCACAGCUGAGAGGAAGAACAAUGUCCGGAAAAAACAAUAUAAGGAAUGGCAGAAGAAAUUAAAGCAGUCAAAGAAGAAAAAGUUGAAGGAAGGUAAACACAAAAGGGUUAAAAUAAGCAAAUCAAAGACAGUGAAUUCAACCGAAAAUAAAAAAAAGUCAACAGCGGGAAAAGAGAAAAAAGGAAAAAAACAAAAGAAAGAGAAGGAUAUUAAAAGGAAUAAACUGAGACAACAUGGAAAGAGACUCAAAAACGACAGCAAAACUCUUAAAAAACAUAGAGAUAAUAACAUUAGAAAGAGUAGAAAGCAACCAAAGAAAAAAAUAAAGAAAAAAGAUAGUGCCAAUGCAAGUAAAAAGAAACUCAGAGGCAGCAAGGAAGGACGAAACGAAAAUAAAAACCGAAGUAAAGCAAAGUUGGAUCAGGAAGGAUCUAAAGAGGCAGUAAAAAAGGUGACACAGCAAAAAAAGAAGAAAAAGUGGUGAACAAGGAGGACAUCACUCAGGCGGCGGCGGCGGAGAUGAUUACUACUCCAAGAAAAAGUGUAAAACUACCAAAAAGUGCACUAAAGCUGGUGGAAAGUGCCAGGCGAAAAACACUUGUAAAACUAAAGUAGCCGCGAACAAGUGCAAAGGAAGGUCGUGCGAGUGCUGCCUCUCACCAUGCGCAUUUAAACCCAAAAAGAAAUGCGAGAAAUACAAGGGUGUGUGUAAGAAGAAGUGUGACGCUAAAGAGCGACAGAUCUCUAAGGGUUGCAUGAAGAAGAAAUGUAUUUGUUGUGCCAAGGCUUGCAAGCCCACACAAGAGUGUACGGCUCACGGAGGUUAUUGUGUGGAGAAGAAGUCAUCUUGUCAUGGGCAUGUCGACAAAGAUGGCUGCAGGGGAGCGAAAUGCCUCUGUUGUUAUCCAAAAUUGCCUACCCGGGGGACUACAAGAUCAACUACAAAAACCACAGUAUUUUCAUCAACCCCAACGU
Messenger RNA from Cherax quadricarinatus, 1774 nucleotides. The record is from RefSeq and is a predicted model, not a curated record. NCBI's taxonomy places the organism in Eukaryota, Metazoa, Arthropoda, Malacostraca, Decapoda, Parastacidae.